Messenger RNA from Colossoma macropomum (tambaqui), 5072 nucleotides. It is a transcript of the gene ksr1b, whose product is annotated as kinase suppressor of ras 1b. The transcript is spliced from 20 exons. Bases 281 to 3040 code for a protein of 919 amino acids. Gene Ontology annotation, biological process: protein phosphorylation. Gene Ontology annotation, molecular function: protein kinase activity; ATP binding. Lineage: Eukaryota; Metazoa; Chordata; Actinopteri; Characiformes; Serrasalmidae. The record is from RefSeq and is a predicted model, not a curated record.
GUGAGCGAGGAGCUGAGGAGCGGAGAGACACUUGAGGAUCUUCGGCACUUCACAUGUACACGAGAGCUGACCACGCUGGCUGACUGAAGGUCCAUUUAGUGUGGAGGACAGUGUUUUUCAGACCCCGAAGACGAGGUUUUGACUGAUGUAGGUCGCGUUUUGUACAUUGUGCUCUCCUUCAGGAAGACUCCUCACUCGGCACAGCUCAGCUCCGCGCGGUUAGUGUCAGUGUAUGUGUUCAGCAUGUGUGUACAGAGCCCGUCGUGCCCCAAGCUGACGGAUGGCUAACGGGGAGGGCAGCAGCUCGGACAUGGCAGCAGCAGCCCUGCAGCAGUGCCAGCUUCUUCAGAACAUCAUCGACAUCUCCAUCUGCAGCCUGAAGGGACUCCGCACCAAGUGCACAGCAUCGUGUCACCUCACCCAGCAGGAGAUCCACACACUGGAGGUGAAGCUGUUGAUGUACAUCACUAAGCAGCUGCAGUGUAAGCAGAGAGUUCCAGUUUGUGAGCGCUCACUGGCCCUCGACUCGUACCCACACCUCGUAGACUGGCUGCACACCAUCAACCUCAGGCCUGAGCUCAUACAGGCAGUACCGGUGAAGCUGUCUCUAGAGGGGAUGCUGCAGAUGUCAGGUGCUCAGGUGCAGGAGACCAUGAGGAAACUGGGCUCCAGUACUGAUGAGUGUUCCCGCAUCACUGCUGCCCUCUCCUGCCUAAAGAGUGCCACUGACUCAAGUCAGUCCCACUCCUCCUGCGCUGCUGCAGGAACAGGGCGGGAGCUGAAAGAUGACAGAAUUCCAUGGAUAGUAGAACCUCCUCUGACCUCCUCAGGCUCCUGCGCUCCUCGCUCCAUCUCUGUGUCCACCGUGCCCUCCCUGGAUUAUCCCAACCUGUACUUCUGUGACGGACUGGCUGACCCAUUUCACCCCUCGCCCCAGAUGGGUCGGCGGCCUUUGGGCCUGGCGUCGACUCCUCCUUUGACCCCGCCCACCAACAGGGUCACUGUGUUGAAGCCCCCACGCACCCCUCCGCCCCCCUCUAACAGACUGCGGCAGCUCCUGCCCACACUCGCCCUGCCCCGCAGCAAGAGCCACACACAACUGGCAAACCGAGUGGACGAGCUUGCGCCCAACAAGAAUGGGAAGAAGAAGCCACUUCUAAACGUGCAGGUGAAUGGUGGAGGGAAUGGCUAUGAAGACAUGCCCUCCUGCUCACCGCUGCUCUCUGCCUGGUCUUCACACACUCUACCCAACACACCCAUCUUGCUGGAGAGCCCCACACUGAGAACAGUCCAAAAAAGUUCUCCACAGACCAUACGGAGAGAUUUUGGCCUUACUUUCUCACACAGAUUUUCUACCAAGUCAUGGCUGUCUCAGACUUGUGAGGUGUGUAAGAAGAACUUGAUGUUCGGCGUAAAGUGUAAACACUGCAAGUUAAAGUGCCACAACAAGUGUACCAAAGAGGCACCUCACUGCAAGCUACCCUUUCCAGUUACACCAAUCAGAAGAACAGAGUCAGUUCCAUCAGACAUCAAUAAUAGGAUAGACCAAAAGCAGAAGUCUUCAAAAUCUGAAACAUUACCAAAUCCAAUAAACAAAAAGGACCAGAAUCCAUCUGUGAGUCAGCUGGACUCCAGCAGUAACCCCUCUUCUACCACCUCCUCCACACCGUCUUCACCUGCUUUCAGCCAGAGUAACCCAGCCAGUGCUACUCCACCCCCCAACCCCUCUCCCAAAUGGCCUCGGGACAACCGCUUUAACUUUCCAGCUGCCUGCUACUUUCAACUCAGACAACAGUUUAUCUUCCCUGACGUAUCACAUCCAGAUGGCAGUCAGGACAGAGGUGAGACAGAGCAAGCGGCAAGUGAGCUGACAUUGCAGUCUGUGAGGCAGGAAGAAACUGUGAAUGAGGACGUGAACGAUGAUGAUCAGGAGGAGCAUGAGAGGCAAGAAGAUGCUGCUUAUGACGAUGAAGGUGAAGGUGAAGACGAUGAUCUAGACGACCUGCCCAACUCCAGGAGUCCCUGGAAGGGGCCCAUCUCCCGCAAGCAUAGCCAGACCAGUGUGUACCUGCAGGAAUGGGACGUGCCUUUCUGGCAGCUGGAGCUUGGGGAGCUGAUCGGAAAAGGCCGCUGGGGGAAGGUGCACCGGGGCCGCUGGCACGGCGAGGUGGCCGUGCGGGUGCUGGAGAUAGACGGAAAUAAUCAGGAUCACCUGAAGCUCUUCAAGAAGGAAGUGAUGAACUACAGACAGACUCGGCAUGAGAACGUGGUGCUGUUUAUGGGAGCCUGCAUGAACCCACCCCAGCUGGCUAUCAUUACGAGUUUCUGCAAGGGCCGAACGCUGUACUCUGUUGUGAGAGAUUCUAAAACCUCACUUGACAUCAAUAAAACGAGGCAAAUCGCUCAGGAAAUUGUAAAGGGAAUGGGGUAUCUCCACGCAAAGGAAAUUGUGCACAAAGACUUGAAAUCCAAGAAUGUGUUUUAUGACGCAAACAAAGUGGUGAUCACAGAUUUUGGCCUAUUUGGCAUGUCUGGAGUGGUGCAAGAGGAUCGGCGAGAAAAUGAGCUGAAGCUGCCACGUGGCUGGAUCUAUUACCUGGCUCCUGAGAUUGUGCAGAGGAUGUGUCCUGGCAACGAUGAGGAUCGGCUGCCUUUCUCUAAGGCUGCUGACGUUUAUGCCUUUGGCACUAUCUGGUACGAGCUGCAGGCACGGGACUGGCCCCUUACCAACCAGCCAGCCGAGGCUGCUAUCUGGCAGCUAGGAAGCGGAAAAGGCAUCAAGCGGCAGCUGUCCCAGAUCAGUCUAGGAAAGGAAGUCACAGAUAUCUUGUCAGCGUGCUGGUCCUUUGACCUGGAGGAAAGGCCUACGUUCUCUCAGCUCGCUGACCAGCUGGAGAAGCUUCCCAAGCUCAACCGCAGACUGUCCCAUCCUGGACACUUCUGGAAGUCUGCAGACUCGUGGCGUCAUCACUGUCUGAGGGAGGACUGUAGUCAAGGCCUGCGCUCUCGCUGCCCCUACAUUUACAAAUACGACAGUUAGACGAGUGUGCACAGCUACAGCACACUGAAGCAUGGCUGGUCCAUGAAAAGAGCUAAUGGAUCUUCUGUUUGCACAAGGUUUUUGUAUUUUAGAGAUCAAGUGAUUUGCUUUAUGGACUGUUUUCUUUUGUGAAAGCUGUUGGCUCUGAGUUUGUGUCUUAUGUGACAAUCUUUACUCUGCACUGCUGCCUUAACGGAGUAGCACAACCAAACAUGCUAAUGUAGCAAACAGUGAAUUAAAGCCAAUUAGCAUCAUGUCAUUUGCACAGUACUAAUUAGUGGCUUUUCACUUUUAUUCACUGUUAGCAUUUCUGACUGGACUAUUCCUUUAACCUAAUGAUCCAUCAUUGUGCUAGCUGAUUACCUCUUAAUUUGUUUUUUUUGUAUUAUUAUUAUAUUCAUUAAUAAGUUUCUCACAUCUUAUCAUGUUUUUCAGUUCAAAUAAUAAUAACAAUAACAAUAAUAAUAAAAAUAAUAAUGUUAAACAUUUAUUAUUUAUAUUCAUAUUUAUUAGUGUUGUCAUUUUGUAUUGAUAAUAAAUGACAGUCCUGUGGUGGUGUUGAUUAUUAUUAUUGUUGUUGUUAUUAUUAUUAUUAUUGGUGGUGUUGGUAGUGUAUUAACAAAAAACAACAAAAGAACAAUACAAAUACUGAUUGUUAUUAGAGUUUAACAUAUUUAUUACUGUUAUUAUUCUUAAUAAUAAUAAUUGACAUUAUUACAAAUGACAUUAUUACUAUUAUUAUUAUUAUUAUAAAACACUGUCUUCAUUAAAAGUCCACAAUGAUGGACUCCAGGGGGCUUUAAUUAAGUCUUAUAAUGCUUUGUUCAUUAUGGUUGGCACUGUGUCUGUUUGUAGUAGGAGUUACUUCAGUUGUACAGCUGACUGUAUUCUUACUGUCACUGCUGUCUUCCCUCUCCUGUGGUAGUAUUUAGUCAGAAUGGAACUGUUCUCCACUGUUUUGUCUGACUGGCUGGCAUAUUUCCUUUCUCUCGAUACUGAGGAUUUUCUCUUAAAGCUCUCAGCUCUGCAUGUCUGACUGUUAAACGUCAGUGGGAUGUGUGAACUCUAGGUGCUGCUGACUUUUCCUUUAUGCCUUACUUAAUCACUCAAAGCUGAUAUCUCUACUGUGCCUUAGCAGAUCUCAUAUAGAAAUCCUGUAGACUGCUGAGCUCAGCAUAAAAUGCGGCUUAAAUGAGUAGCUCGUCAUCACCUCAAAUAUUCAGUGAAAUAUUCUGAUUCUGCUCUCUUUCUCUUCAUUGGGUCGCUGGAGUACAGCAGUCAGUUCAGUAAACAGUGACUCCUCAUAUUACUGUAGUUCAGGAAUCCACUGCCAGGCUGGGCCUUCUACAAACAAGUUAUUUUGAUUUCUAGACAUUCAGUUCACUUUAUCACACAGAAUGAAGACUCUGAAACAAACACAUUCGUUGUUGAUUGUAUCUAACGUGGAAGAGAAGAAAGUGAUAGGAAAAGGAAUUUUAAAAAAGCCUUUGAUAGUCAAACAUGUCAUUUGCAUGCCUGUCACAGGGUUUAGGUAAUUAUACCACAGCUGAAAUGUGCACUUUGUGUGCGGGCUGAGUUAGACUGAGUGUGUGUGUCUGUGUGUCUGUGUGUGUCUGUGUGUCUGUGUGUGUAUGUGUGUUUGAAUGUGUGCUCUGUGUUUUUGAGUUAUUUUAGGGUAUUUUUAACUGAAUGUGAAGUUCUUGGUGAUUGAAGAUUGUAGUGUGUGGGUAUUCACAUAUUCACAGCAAAUCUUUAUGAGGAAACAGAGAUAUUGCUUUAUUUAUUGUACAGUUAAGAUUUCUAUAAUUAUUUGUACAAACUUUUAUAUGACAGUUUUCACCAUCACAUUUGGAAUAGGUACUUUAUUUGCAUUUUAUAGAUUUUAACACCGGAAUGUUGUCGAACAGAAAAUGUACAUUAUGGACAGGUUUGAUAUUUGAUAUUUUUGUACAGCAUGUCCAGUGUGUAUGGAUAGAUUAUUUUGUUCUGUCUUCAACUUUGAGAAACAAUAAAGCCUAAGUUUAUGGAUGGA